AUGCUUAAGGUCACCUCCAUCGUCCGUGCAUACGACGGUUUGUUGUUGGUCACCCCCGCCGUUGCCAGCCCGUCCGACCUGGACAUACUGUGCAACUUUAUUGGCGAAAGCCUCCCAACGGGUACUCCGUUCGAGGUUGCGCUCCCGUCGUCGACAUCUUUCAUAAAGAUCCUUGAUGUUCCCUACUUCGAUCCGAAAGGGUUGAAGAUCACCCAGGAGGCGCUUGAAAAGGCCCUCCGUACCUCGGUUCAUGCUGAGGUCUUCGCAUAUCUGAGCACCAAGCCUCGGAUCGACUGCAACUUGGUGCACUCGACAUCAUGCACUGUGUAUUGCAACAUCUGGGACUCCCAGCAGGGAACCCACGCCAAGAAGGCCCUAGGCCAACCGAUCUUCCUCGCUGGGCAGUCCUGCGCAAUCAGGCCUGCUGCGCGACACACCGGGGUCCCGCUCUGCCAGCGCUGCUGGAAGUGGGGCCACCCCACCGUCGCCUGCAAGGCGAAACAACUCUCUUGCCCCAUCUGUUCAGGUCCACACGAGCAGAAGGAGCACCGCCAACAUGCGGGAUGUUGCAAGGGCAACGUGAAAGGGAAACCCCCUGUGCCGCCCACCCCUCACGACCAGCCCUGCCCCCAUAAGGGCCACUGUGUCAAUUGCCACAAGGACCACACCGCCAACUCAGCGUCGUGUAAGUUCUGGGCCCAUUGCUACGACUCCAUUGAGCACCUCGCUGCUCAUGUGCAUUCUCUACCACCUUUCAUCUAUAUGGCUGGUGACUUCAACUGCGUGUCGACGACUUGGGAUGACUAUGAGCAUGGCGAGUCGUCGACAGCAAUAUCUUUGCGGGACACCGCAUCUCAGAUCAGCCUCGAGUGGGCACAACCUUCUAACCAUGGACCGACGAGAAUCAGUCCUAAUCCAAACCAGAGAUCCAACGUGUUGGAUCUUGUAUUCUUAGCUCCAUCUGAGAUCUUAAUCUCAAUGCCCAGAUUGGAGCACGAUCUCCAGGGUCCGUCAGAUCAUGUCCCGAUCUGCACAGAUCUUGAUAUUGGUCCCGAACCGCCCGGAUCUGGCGAGGCUGAAAAGUCUUUCAUUUUGGAUAUUCUCCAGGAUCUUGCGGCUAUUCCUGUCGCAGCCCUGGCAACCAAGGAAGGCCUUGAAGCUUUAGCUGAUGCUAUCGCGACAGCAUUCUCGGACGCAUGGCUUGCCCAUUCAACCGAGUCCAAACCUACCAAGUGCUCCAAGUCCUGGUGGACGGACAAGUGCUCAGAGACAUUCGGGGUAUAUCUGUUGAGCCGAUCGCUCGCUGAUUAUAACAAGUUUAAGAAGGCGUGUAAGGACGCCAAAUGUAAUUUCUUCGAUGAACGUAUCGCAGAAAUCGCUACUUCUCGCAAGCGCCCGUGGGACCUAAUGGAAUGGGUCAAACAGCGCAAGCUACUACCCUGUGAGGCUAUUCACAAUGGCGACCAGCCUUGCCACGAUAUGGACGACCUCUGGGACGCCCUUCAUGGCAUGUACAAUUCGGCCUCUGGUCGCGAGUACGACACUUCAGUCUUGGAUGAGCUUCCCGAUGAGCCAGUUCGCGAGUGGGCUGACUUCUCGGAGCAUGAGUUGUUGAGUGCCCUUAAGGGGUGCUCCAACUCCUCUGCACCAGGACCGGACCAUGUUACGUGGGUCCACCUAAAGGAGUUGCUUAAGGAUAAACACGUCCUUGCGCUCUUCAUUGUGCUGGCUAACGCUUGCCUUCGGGUGGGUCAUUGGCCGCGUAUAUUCAAGGAGUCGCUAUCGGUUAUCGUCCCGAAACUGAAUAAGCCCUCCUAUGCCGUACCGAAGGCCUUCAGGCCGAUCGUACUCCUCAUCACUUUCGGUAAACUUAUCGAAAAGAUGAUUGCUAAUAGGAUACAGUUUGACGCUGUCAAGCAUGAUAUCUUCCAUCCCAACCAACUUGGCAGCAUUUGCCAGAGGUCAACUGAGGAUGCUGGAUUGAUUCUGACCCAUCUCGUGCGAGCGGGGUGGGUUAAGGGUCUCCAGACUAGCGCGCUGGCUUUUGACAUCGCAGGCUCUGCUCUCUCGCCUGUUAUCUCUGGGCUGUUCAUUGCUCCGGUAAUGAAGCUCUUCUACAUCAAAGCGGCGCCACUCAACAUGACGCUGCUGUCCUUUGUGGAUGAUGGGACCAUUCUGGCCCAAUCCAAACAACUUGAUGAUAAUAAUGUGGGCCUGCAUAAGGCCUACAAAAUUAUCUACCUUCUCUUUGUUGCCUUUGCGCUCGUUCUUGAACACGACAAGACCGAGUUGUUUCACUUUUCGCGUCGAUGA
This is a messenger RNA of Cyclocybe aegerita, 2313 nucleotides long. The record is from the annotation of a GenBank genome assembly. NCBI's taxonomy places the organism in Eukaryota, Fungi, Basidiomycota, Agaricomycetes, Agaricales, Hemipholiotaceae.